GACGCACGAGUCAUGUGUUGUUUGUGCUGUGCUCUGUAGUGUACACAGGGCGCGAGCAGCAGAUUGGUAGCCCGCUAGGAGGAUCUACCGAUAAUAGAUCGGGUAAAUGUGGUCAUGUUGCAGUUGCUGGCAUUGAGUUCGAGGAGCAUUGGCUGGGAUACCUGCUUUUCAUGUGGCGGACGAGAGAAGCGCAACACUGAAAAGACUUAAGUGCGCCGCCUGAGACACGGUUCCCCCCAAACAAACAUGGGGUCUCAGUCUAUAAGCCUGAGGUAAAGUGACCUUAAAUCUCUUAUCUGAUGGCAAAUUUCGAGGACUACCAAGAAGGCAAAGCCGCUAUGUUGAUGCUGGAAACGCAACAGCGGGCUAUCGGGACUAAACCUGCAGCUGCAACGACGAACGGCGACACUUCUGUCGGGGAACCCCCUUCCGUACUUGAUGUCGGUGGCGCUGCUUUUCAUCAACCGAGUGAACAACAUCAACAGCAGCAGCGGCAACAGCACCUGGAAUCGCCGGCGAGGAAAGGAUCCACGUCCUCUCUCAACCGAGCGCUGGAGGACUCUGCUGCGAGUAACACACACACUACCUCAGCCUCCCCUGCUGUGAACACCAGUUCCGCCGUGUCGGACGACAUUAGGAAGUGUGGCUAUCUGAGAAAACAGAAACACGGCCACAAGCGGUUUUUCGUCUUGCGGACGUCGAGUCAUCUGGGGCCGAGCAGACUGGAGUACUAUGACAGUGAGAAGAAAUUUCGAAACACACUGCGCUCCAGCGCCGCUGCUGCCGCCGCCGCCACAGCCACCUCAGCUGGUGCCUCUCCCCCCAAAAGAGUGAUCUAUCUCUACCAGUGUUUCACUGUGAAUAAAAGGGCGGAUUCUAAGAAUAAACAUCUCAUUGCUCUGUAUACUAAGGAUGAAUACUUCGCUAUUGUCGCUGAGAAUGAGCAGGAGCAGGAGGAGUGGUACCAGGCGCUCAGUGAGCUCAUGAGCGAGGGGAAGAAAGGCCACCUGGACGCGGAUGAGAUUGACGAUGGAUACGGUACUGUGACCCCUGGGACUGACUUUAAAGAAGUGUGGCAGGUAAAUGUAAAACCAAAGGGCUUGGGCCAGACCAAGAAUCUAACCGGCGUUUAUAGACUCUGCCUGUCUGCCAAGAGCAUCCACCUGGUGAAGCUAAACUCUGAGACGCCUUGCGUGAACUUGCAGCUGAUGAACAUCAGACGCUGCGGCCAUUCAGAGAGCUUCUUUUUCAUUGAGGUUGGCCGGUCUUCUUCUAUAGGACCCGGGGAGGUUUGGAUGCAGGUGGAUGAUUCUGUGGUGGCUCAAAACAUGCACGAGACCAUUCUAGAGACCAUGAAGGCACUGAAGGCGUUUGCCGAAUUCAGGCCCAGAAGCAAAAGCCAGUCUUCUGGCACCAACCCGAUGGGUUUCAUCACUACGCGGCGACACCUGGGCAACCUCCCGCCCAGCCAGACGGGGCUCCAGCGGCGGUCUCGGACAGAGUCUGUGGUGGGCACGCCUCCUAGCAGGAAGAGCAGUGGAGCAAGUGGCUACCGAUUCCGCACAUCCAGCGAAGGAGAAAGCACAAUGAACCGCCCCUUUCGCUCUGUGACAGGUAGCCUUAUUCAUCUCAACACAGCCCGUGCUAACCUGAGCCGACAGGAAAGUAGCAGUGGGGCUGGGGCCCGCUAUAUUCGUGCCCCACCAGGCUCCACUUAUCAUGCCCGUUCUGCCUCGCUGCCAGUGUCACACUUUCCUUCUACCACCAGUCCGAUCAGCAUGUCCAGCAGCAGCGGGCAUGGCUCUGUGUCAGACACAAUCACUCGCCCCUCCAGCGCGUCCAUUUGUGGAUCCCCGAGCGAUGGAGGUUUCAACUCAUCUGAUGAGUAUGGCUCCAGCCCAGGAGACUUCCGAUACUUCAGAGUGCGUAGCAACACCCCCGACUCUUUAGGAAACACACCACCAAUCCGUGAGGAGCACUGCCUCAAUGACUACAUGGCUAUGGGCUGGAAUCGCGACGUGGUUGGAACGAGUGCAGCGAGUGAGGUGAUCAAAGAUGAGAGCGCCGAUGAUGAUUCACGACCGGGGUCUUUAAGGAGGCGAACGCCCUCCUUCUCCAGGCAUGUUGGGGGUGCCAGUGCUGCUGGAGUUGCUGUUUAUCAAAAGAUGACCCAGACCACCUUCUCGCUGGACGAGGCUGUGGCUGAGAGUAGCUCUUGGGGUGGCAGUGCCCAGACUGUGUCUACCUCCUCCUCUCUCUGCUCUGACUACAGCUCCAGUUCUGAACACAGCCAGGACCGGCCCCCUAGCCUACGGCCCGCAGACGCGCCUAAAGAUGAUGGGUACAUGCCCAUGAUGGCAGGUGUGCUGCCCUCCACUAGUGAUGCAGACUACAUGCCUAUGCAACCAAGUAUCCUCCUCUCUGCCUCCCCACAAGUCCAAAGUGCUGCUUCACAUGUUCCCCAGCACAUGGACUCUCAAGGCUAUAUGAUGAUGCUCCCAGGCAGAGGUGGGGCUUCUGACUCUCCCGUCCCAUCCAGCCCUGACAUUAGCAGACGAGCAGAGGGACAAAGAGCCUCAGAGCGUCAUGAGAAUGCAGAAUACAUGGAUAUGUCUCAGAGCAGCUCCACAGCUAAUGCUCAAAAGGUUUCUGCUGAGAAUUAUUAUGCCUUGAGCACUCCUGGUGUCCCCAAAUCCUACAGUCCGUAUUUCUCCCUCCCUCGCUCAUACAAAGCUCCAUCCAGAGACCAGGCUGAGCAUGAUGAAUAUGUCCCAAUGAGUUCCCCAGCAAAACCAGUCUACAUUUCUCCCACAGCCACCCCAGAUCGAAGUAGCAGGUGCCCACCUUCUGAGUCCUCUCAACAUAACGGCUUCACAGACCGACGUGCCGUUCGGCCAAACCGCCUGCCCCUGGGAAGGCGGAGUUUGCAUGGCUCUCUGCGAGCAGGAGAAGUGGCAGUGCGCCCUUCCAGCCCUGGAGAAUACAUCAAUAUUGAAUUUGGGGAUCGGCCCGCAUAUUCCGCCUGCCAGUUGUCUGCUGAAGGCUCCCCCUCAACUGUUAGCAUCAGUCGGGAGCAACGCAAGUCCCCGCUGCCACAGGAUUACAUGACUGUCGAGGUGGAUGGUCUUCCACCAAAGAGUCGUUCCCCACGGCCCUCCCUGGUGGCUCCCUGGAAUCCUCCUUCAUAUAUCCGGCCCUCAUCAUCCUCCCACUGCAGUGGAAUCAUGGUGGGUAAGCCUGACGUCUACACGGAAAUGUCUUUUGGCCCUGAGGAGGAGUCCAAGAGCCCUACAGCAAUGCUUGAGGACCUGUGUAUCCUGGAGCAACGUUUUUUUCCCUUCAGCCCCCCGACUGAGCCUAAGGUUGUCCGUGCUGAUCCCCAGGGCAGGCGGAGACACAGCUCAGAGACCUUUGUCACAUCAUCAGGAGCGUCAGGUGGAAGUGGUCCGGACGCCAGUGGCACCGUGCCUAGCAGUAGUGGGGCUCAGCAGGUGGGCCGCAGCAAGGGUCAAAACUUUGACUCUGUUUGGACUGAAGGCAUGACAUCUGGCAGUGAGGUAACACAUGGAAACUUCUCAGAUAGAGCCAAUUCCCCCUCUGUGAGGUCUGCAAGGACUCUACCUGUGGAACACCAGAAUGGCCUGAACUACAUCGCCCUAGACCUGAGAGACGAUCUCCGGCCUGGGAACAGUCAUGAUGCGCUUCCCUUGCCAUCCUCCAGCGCUUCUCCCCCAGAGAACGGUGCCUAUGCCAGCAUAGAUUUAAUGAAAUCUGAGGGACUUACAUCAACAUCUAAAGACUAAGGACAGUCCCAUCAAGCUCCUGCGGAGAUGCCGGAAAACGUGAGAGCCCUAGCACACAGCCCUGCGGCACAACAAAAGGAUCCUGAGUUUUGUUUUAACGACUUUUAUGGUUAUUUUUAUUUGUUCCCGUGCUGUCUCGGAGCGGAUCCAUACGUUCUGUCCUGUAUGAGUUCAGUGCUUUAUUGUGAUUUUAUUCGCUGCAUUAAAAGGGAGGUUCAUCUUAUGAAGACACCAUAAUCCAAAAGUCUGGUUUGGGCAGGUGCAUGCUGUUUACAAGCAUCACGCGUAUGUACAAAUUGUAUUUAUUUCCCAGAAAGAUUUCAGGUGCAAUUACAGAUUUUAGUAUUUAUGUUUACCGUUGGCUUAACAGAGAGAGCGUAUAUUGGUACGGGAUGUGACUGUACAGCAGUAGUGUCUUUUUUUUUUUUUUUUUUUUUUUUUUUUUUUUUUUUUUUUACGACUGUCCGUCUCUGUUUGGUCCUCACUUAAUGUUCCACGCACAUCUUCAGUUUUGGACCGUAGAAACCUCCUCGUUUGUACUAUCAACACUGUUCUUCGGUAUCUGUGAGUGUCAGGCUAGUCAUGAUGUUUCAGUCUGCUUUACCCCGCGCAGGGCCCCAGGUGUUCUUCGCGGUGCCUUCUUGGCAUGUGGCGCGGCCCAAACAUAGGCUUUUCGUAUGUCGUCCCGUACUAAUUUUUGACCAGCAUCUCCUUCGCUUUGCCAAGAGAGAGGGUGGAAGGAGUGGGGGUGCAGGAAAAGAGGAAGGGUCUAUUCUGGGACUCCCCAGAUGAAAUCUGCUGCAGUUGCUGAAAUGCCACUAGGAUGAGCACAGAGUUGAUGAUUUAUAUCAUCCAAAUAAAUAUAAAUUCGUUCUCUAGUUACGUUUUGGUACCCACAAUAAAUAAACUGUAAGUGGAGCCCUUCUGCAACUUUGUGGGAACAAACAGCACAAUACCAAGGUACAAAAGCCCAAUUCUGUCUGUGUAAAUCAUUAUGCAUGCUGUUGGCAAGAUCGAAGGGUCUCCUUCAAUCAGCAACAUAAAAAGUCACAACAUUUCAUGAAUAUUUUAUUUAUAAUUAAUUCUAUUUAAUAUUUUAGUAUUACCAAUCAGCUGCUCUUUUGUUCCACGACUCUCUUCUCUCAGUAUUGUGGUAUGUCCUGCUUCGAUCAGGCUGUACUUUCAGGACGUGGAGGUCCAUUAACUGUUUUCUGCGUUUGUUCUCUAGUAUUUUUUUUUUUUUUUUUUUUUUUUU
Molecule: messenger RNA, 5058 nt
Organism: Labeo rohita (rohu)
Lineage: Eukaryota; Metazoa; Chordata; Actinopteri; Cypriniformes; Cyprinidae
Gene: irs4b
Product: insulin receptor substrate 2-B
Exons: 2
Coding region: 300-3803 (1167 amino acids)
Biological process (GO): insulin receptor signaling pathway
Cellular component (GO): cytosol; plasma membrane
Molecular function (GO): phosphatidylinositol 3-kinase binding; insulin receptor binding
Source: RefSeq, a predicted model, not a curated record